AUGAAAAUAGAUCGUCUCAAGAAAUACGAGUAUUGUCUUCCGUAUUUCUAUCAGCCUUUGAAGGAAGACGAGCUUGAGCAAAGCACUGAGGUUCAAAUAAUUUUUCCAGCAGAACCGAAGCCGGCUUUUUGUGAAUUUGAUUGGGAGUUGGACGAACUUGAUGAGUUUACUGAUAAACUGAUCGAGGCAGAUGAAUUAGAUAAAGAUCAGAAUGAUUCUUUUAAGGAUUUUGUCAAAGAAAAAGUUCGUGAAGCGAAAAAAGCUAACCGGCAGGCAAGAGAAGCUCGCAAAAAGGCCCUCGAAGAAAUGAGCGAGGACACUAAAGCAGCAUUCGAGAACAUGAGAUUUUAUAAGUUCUACCCUGUUCGAAGACCGGAUACACCCGAUGUAUCAAAUGUUAAGGCUCCUUUCAUCAACAGGUAUUAUGGGAAGGCACAUGAGAUUCUCUAAUGGAAAUUCGACUUGAUUCAAGAACCAGGAUCCAAUCUAGUUGAGGGAUGCACUAAAGCCGGCUUCGCUUGUAAGAGUGUCGUGUAAAGCAUUUGUAUGUUACCCGGAAGUUAUGGGAGCAUGGCUCUGGUGCGCCCCAUCACACUUAUGUGUCUUAGGAGAAAGGUUUAAAUUUACAGCUCCAUAACUCUUAGAUAAUUAAAGCAGGCCCAUUGCAGCA
Hibiscus syriacus is the source of this 670-nucleotide messenger RNA. RefSeq names its product protein HEAT INTOLERANT 4-like. Gene Ontology annotation, biological process: regulation of cellular response to heat. Lineage: Eukaryota; Viridiplantae; Streptophyta; Magnoliopsida; Malvales; Malvaceae. The transcript is spliced from 7 exons. The coding region runs from base 1 to 450 and encodes 149 amino acids. The record is from RefSeq and is a predicted model, not a curated record.